This is a messenger RNA of Macadamia integrifolia, 848 nucleotides long. RefSeq names its product flavin-containing monooxygenase FMO GS-OX-like 3. The transcript has 5 exons. NCBI's taxonomy places the organism in Eukaryota, Viridiplantae, Streptophyta, Magnoliopsida, Proteales, Proteaceae. The coding region runs from base 1 to 744 and encodes 247 amino acids. The record is from RefSeq and is a predicted model, not a curated record. Gene Ontology annotation, molecular function: NADP binding; flavin adenine dinucleotide binding; N,N-dimethylaniline monooxygenase activity.
AUGCAUACUUCCGCCGUUCAGAUUGUAGUAUUGAUUGGAAAUGGCCCUAGUGCCAAUGACAUUUCCAGAGAGAUCUCAGAAGUUUCCAAGGAAGUCCAUUUAGCAUCAAGAUCCCCAAAUGUCAAAAUUGGGAAGUUGGAUAACCAUUGUAAUAUAUGGAACCAUUCAAUGAUAGAAUGUGUUUUUGAGGAUGGUAAAGUGGCUUUUCAAGAUGGGUCCUCAGUUUCUGCAGAUAUCAUUUUCCACUGUACAGGCUAUAAAUACAAUUUCCCAUUUCUUGAAACAAAUGGAAUUGUGACUCUGGAGGAUAAUAGAGUUGGGCCCUUAUACAAGCACAUUUUCCCACCUCGCUUGGCUCCUUGGCUAUCUUUUGUGGGCUUACCUUCAAUGAUUCUCCCCUUCAUUACUUAUGAGCUACAGGCCAAGUGGGUAGCACAGGUUUUAUCUGGGAAGGUGAUACUACCAUCAGAGCAGGAGAUGAUGAACUCUGUUGAAGAACACUACCGACGUAUGGAGGAGAGUGGAAGACCCAAGCACUACACCCAUAAAUUUGACAAGGACCAGUUUGAGUACAAAAACUGGCUUGCUGCUCAGGUGGGAUUGUCACCCAUGGAGGACUGGUUAGAUCAAAUGGUUGCCAUUAGUAUAAAGGCUAUGUUGUCUGAUCUUGAUGGUUAUCGAGAUAAUUUCGACGGAGACUACUGGUUUCAACAACUAAAAUCCUCCAGUCGAAGAAUAGUUUGAUUCAUUGCUAAUGAUUCUCUAUCACAAAAUUUAAUGUAUUAAUAAAUUGCAGGAUUUCAUUCUUUUUAGGCUAUGUUUGAUUGCAAAAGAAAUUUAAAUGGAUG